ACGAUGGGAAUGAGGUGAAGGUGUUCUGGUGCCAGCUGGUCCAUGUAAACAAACAGACGUCGCCUCGCACUACCGCUGACAUGCAGAAGUAUGAGAAGCUGGAGAAGAUUGGCGAAGGUACAUACGGUACUGUGUUCAAGGCCAAGAACAGAGAAACGCAAGAAAUUGUUGCUCUCAAGAGGGUUCGUUUAGACGAUGAUGAUGAAGGUGUGCCUUCAUCUGCUCUCCGUGAGAUCUGUCUACUGAAGGAGCUGAAACAUAAAAACAUUGUGCGGCUGCAUGACGUGCUACACUCUGAUAAGAAGCUUACAUUGGUGUUUGAGCACUGUGAUCAAGAUCUAAAAAAAUACUUUGAUAGUCUCAAUGGCGAGAUUGAUCCUGACAUUGUAAAGUCUUUCCUGUUCCAGCUUUUGAGGGGGUUGGAAUUUUGCCACAGCAGAAAUGUGCUUCAUCGGGACCUUAAACCACAAAAUCUUCUCAUAAAUAAGAAUGGCGAACUGAAACUGGCUGAUUUUGGCUUGGCCCGAGCAUUUGGCAUUCCAGUUAGAUGCUAUUCAGCAGAGGUGGUGACCUUGUGGUACCGGCCUCCAGAUGUUCUCUUUGGCGCAAAGCUGUACAAUACCUCAAUUGAUAUGUGGUCGGCUGGCUGCAUAUUUGCUGAACUUGCAAAUGCUGGUCGGCCACUUUUUCCAGGAAGUGAUGUAGAUGACCAGGUAAAGCGUAUAUUUAAACUAUUGGGCACACCUACAGAGGAGACGUGGCCAGGAAUGAACUCGCUUCCCGAUUACAAAACAUUUCCUCUCUACCAACCCACCAUGACCCUUGCUCAAGUUUGUCCUAAACUCAGCAGUAAAGGAAGAGAUUUAUUACAGCGACUGCUAAUAUGCAACCCUGCUGUGAGAAUGAGUGCGGAAGACGCCAUGACACACGCAUACUUUGCUGAUCUCUCUCCGUCCAUCCGCAAUGUUUAGGUGAUCGUCAGUUUCGUCAAUUAGAAUGUUGACCAAACUUCUUUAUUACAGUAUUUGUGUCAACGCAUAAGACAGUAUGUAUUGAUACUAUGUGAAGAAAAAUAGAUAUCUAGAUUUUCCACUUGUAAUCCAUAUGAAAUUGCAUUUUCUACCCUCUUGUGUUUUAUUAUUUGUUGAGAGUAAAGUUUGAUGCAACCCAUCCUCCAAACUUGAUAGUACAUUACCUAUAGUUACUAUUAAGGGAAUGUACAAAAUAUGAGCUGGUGUUUUCCAGCUGUUAGUUUUGUACUAUUGGAAUACUACCACUUGGAAUUUUUUAGGUAUGGUGAUUGCCUUCCUUCUUGGGCCCCUCUACAAAAUUUAUAGUACAAAAUGUGAUCUCUUUUUUUUGGGUGCAACAGUCCAUGUUUUGUACUUCCAUCUAUAGUAAUAAUAGGUACUUAAAUAUUUGUAUAACAGGUUGGUUUGAUGCGGAGACUAACCUGAUUUAUGUGAAUUAACCCUUGUAAAAGUUCAGGUAAGAAUAUUCAUAAGACUGGUAAUUUGUGCAAUUAUUUCGGGCCUCGGCAUAAAUUGCUAUGCUAAUUCCACUGGUGAGACGUUCUAUGUGAAUAUUCCAUCUUUCACAAUUUGCUUCAUGAUGCCCACUAUGAUUUGUCAAGAUUUUAAUAUUUGCCUUGGUAUCAGUUCUCAUUCCAAUGCAGUCAAAGUUACAUGCUUAUUUGAAAUGCAGUGACAGAAAUAGUGUACAGUGGACUGUUAUUGUCAUAGAGGGUUUAGAGGUAAUAUUUUGCAAUAUUAUAUGGUUGCUGAAAGUUAUUGCAUUCUCACUAAUGAGUGAGGAAUAGUUACUGUUUAAUUAUUGCCAGUGGACAAGAAAUUGUAUUGCAAAGGUGUCCAAGAAAACAGUACAGUAGUUGUAUCUGUAGUAUUGAUCAGAAAGUAGAGACAGUAUACCAUUAUUGUUAUUAAAAUAGACAAGGUGGUUGGUAUGUCAUCAUUUAUCACCAGAAUUCAAAUGUUAGUCUCUAUAUUUGAUAAGAUAUUUACAAAUAAGACAUUAUACAAAAGUAAGGAUAAUUUUUAUGCUCUAAAUUCCUGUGCACAUAUAGAGAUAACACCCACCCACCGUGAGUCCUCAUUGCAUUACAAAAAACUACUUGUAAAACAUUUGCCUGAUGUACUGGCUAAAUGUCUUUACUUUUUGGAAUAUUGUAUUGUAAAAGAUGCAUUAGGUAAACACUAUAUUGACACAGGAUUUAGAACCAUAAAAAAUAAAUGUGAUAAGUUACAUCCUGAAAACAGAUGUUGGAUAAAUAAGAUGAUGGAUGUGACAGAUUUUUAGUUGGUCAUUGCCCAUUUACACAGUUGUCAUGGCAUGUGGUUGGUUGGGGAAUAUGUUCUAAGCAUAUAAAUUUACAUAAGCACCAGCAAAAAACAAAUCUAUAAUAUAUACAAAGUUAUGUUUUAUGAACUACUUUAAAUCAUGUUGCAGUUUGUCCAGGCAUGUAAAAUUCAUGUGACCAGUGCAGCUGUUGGUCAUAAAAUAUAUCUUACUCUUCUA
Molecule: messenger RNA, 2535 nt
Organism: Procambarus clarkii (red swamp crayfish)
Lineage: Eukaryota; Metazoa; Arthropoda; Malacostraca; Decapoda; Cambaridae
Gene: Cdk5
Product: Cyclin-dependent kinase 5
Biological process (GO): protein phosphorylation; axonogenesis; synaptic vesicle transport
Cellular component (GO): cytoplasm; nucleus
Molecular function (GO): cyclin-dependent protein serine/threonine kinase activity; ATP binding
Source: RefSeq, a predicted model, not a curated record